This is a messenger RNA of Lathyrus oleraceus (garden pea), 781 nucleotides long. Its product is annotated as E3 ubiquitin-protein ligase ATL23. The record is from RefSeq and is a predicted model, not a curated record. NCBI's taxonomy places the organism in Eukaryota, Viridiplantae, Streptophyta, Magnoliopsida, Fabales, Fabaceae. The coding region runs from base 323 to 709 and encodes 128 amino acids. The transcript has a single exon.
AUUAUAUUUGUAAGAGGUAUCGCGAAAAGCAAUAGGCAGCGCACACGGAUAACUACACAAAUUUCCACCCAUUCCUAUCAUUACCCCCUCACUUCUCAUUUCCCAUACUCUCAAUUACUAAUACUCAUCAUCAUCCUACUCUAAUUAUCAUCAUUCCUUUCUAUUUUCAAACCUUCUUGCACCUCACACUUUAUCAACAACAAAAUUCUUUCAUUCUGAUUCCCCAAUAUGCUCUUUGUCUCCAUACAAUCUCUUCAUCCACACCUUCUCCACCAAACACAAACACAUUAACAAUCAACAACAAACACACAAACUGGAUUCUAUGUUGGAUGCAGUUCUUCUGGCGCUAUUCUUGCCGUGUCUCGGCAUGGCCGCCAUCUUCCUAGUCUACAUAUGUCUUCUCUGGUACGCCACUACUCACUCCACUACCGGAAUCAUUAUCAAACCGGUCACCAAUACCGGUCUUUCCCCUUCUGAACUCCAAAAGCUACCUACUAUCACCGGUAAAGAUCUCGUCGCUGGUCCUGAAUGCGCCGUCUGUCUCGACGACAUAAGCGAGGAACAAUCAGCACGUGUGAUUCCAGGUUGUAACCACGCUUUCCAUUUGGAAUGUGCUGACACGUGGCUUUCGAAACAUCCUCUGUGUCCUGUUUGUAGAGCUAAACUCGAUCCUAAACUCUUUGCCGAUUCUUCUCAAAAUCCAUGUUAAUCAAAUCAUUAUUAGUACUGUCUUGUUUGUUUCACAUAUUGAUUUCAAUGGAUCCUCAUGGACUCUUCUCAA